CAUUUUCCAGAUGUCAGUGUCAGUUGCCAAUGGCUGUUUCCUGUUUGCUAGUCAUCUAUUUGUCAAGUUAAUUCGGCGUAAACAUCUUACCAAUAAAAAAACCUCUACAUCUUUUGAUUAAAGCACUUAAAAUAUAGAAAUAUGAGUACUACAGAAUUCGUUCAAAUAAAAGAUUUAAAACCUGGCAUGAAGAAUAUAAACGCUGUAUUUAUAGUGUUAGAAGUGGGUCCUCCUACUUUAACAAAGGAGGCUCGUGAAGUGCGCACCUUGCGAGUUGCGGAUGCUUCUGCUAUGGUCAACUUUUCAGUAUGGGACGAACCCGGGGCACUGUUACAACCGGGAGAUAUUGUUCGACUCACGCGGGGCUAUGCUUCGCUGUGGAGGUCAGCUCUUACGCUCUAUUCGGGAAAAUCUGGCGACAUACAAAAAGUAGGUGAAUUCUGUAUGAUUUUCAACGAACAAUUGAACAUGAGCGAGCCCCAGCCGUCCGUUCCAGCGGCCGCCUCCUCCGCACAGGCCGUAAACGAGCGCAACGGCAAUGGCAAUGGGUCUCACUCGGGGCCUCGCUCACUUAUGCCAAACGCAGCGGCAAGUGGUCAGGGCGCUCAGCACAGCAGUCAGAAGCAAGAAAGAUAUUCAGGGUCUCAACAAGAACAUUCUGGUAAACAUACACACAAGACCUAUGUGAGGGGCAGAGGGCAUCAGCGGGGCAACAAUCGGAGAUAGCAACCAUAUUAAUGAGCUGUGAUAUACAUAUCUCAAUAUCACUUAAGUUACAACUGGAAAAGACAAUUGUAAACAAAAAAUAUUGCUAAGUGUGUGUGGGCAAUGUAACUUUAUAUGAUAUCACUGUUAUACAUAAAAUGAAAAAGAGACAAUGUUCUCAUGCAUGUGUACUGUGAACAUACUUUAGUUCAGGGAUGUUGAUGGUUUUCACUAAUUAGUUUUUCAGUCAUUUGUUACUGUAAUUAAUUCAAACAUAUACCUACUAAAUUAUUGUAGCUUUAUGGUAACUGUUGUAGAACUUGAUUUAUUUAUUACAAGUCAAAUGUAAUUCUUUAUUGUACAUAUUAAGUUAUUAUUAUGUUAUAGUCUAGUUGAGAACAUGAUGUAUUUGGUCAAAUUUUGA
Papilio polytes (common Mormon) is the source of this 1129-nucleotide messenger RNA. RefSeq names its product SOSS complex subunit B homolog. The transcript has a single exon. Gene Ontology annotation, molecular function: DNA binding. The coding region runs from base 142 to 726 and encodes 194 amino acids. Gene Ontology annotation, cellular component: SOSS complex. NCBI's taxonomy places the organism in Eukaryota, Metazoa, Arthropoda, Insecta, Lepidoptera, Papilionidae. The record is from RefSeq and is a predicted model, not a curated record. Gene Ontology annotation, biological process: double-strand break repair via homologous recombination; response to ionizing radiation; mitotic cell cycle checkpoint signaling.